AUGAGGCUGUAUAGACAGCUGAAGCUUGCAACUACUAUCCCCUUCUCCUCCUUCGGCAUGCAGAGAAGGUAUCCUAAGCUGAAACACCUGCAGUAUCAGCCGCUGCAGCAGCUGCUGCAGCUGCUGCAGCAGCAGCAGCAGGCUCUGCAGCAGCAGCAACAGGCUCUGCAUCAGCAGCAGGCUCUGCAGCAGCAGCAGCAGCAGCAGCAGCAGCAAGCAGCAGCAGCAGCAGCAGCAGCAGCAUCAGCAGGAGCAUGA
Messenger RNA from Eimeria mitis, 258 nucleotides. RefSeq lists its product as uncharacterized. Lineage: Eukaryota; Apicomplexa; Conoidasida; Eucoccidiorida; Eimeriidae. The record is from RefSeq and is a predicted model, not a curated record.